Messenger RNA from Sitodiplosis mosellana (orange wheat blossom midge), 1106 nucleotides. RefSeq names its product keratin-associated protein 6-2-like. The record is from RefSeq and is a predicted model, not a curated record. The transcript has 4 exons. NCBI's taxonomy places the organism in Eukaryota, Metazoa, Arthropoda, Insecta, Diptera, Cecidomyiidae. The coding region runs from base 142 to 792 and encodes 216 amino acids.
UGCCUGCUAUCGAAUCAGUAUUCAACAAAGAAUCAUCUCGGAACGCUUCCAAACGUCUCCGUGGACUUCAUCUAGAAUUUGAUCAAGUCUGUUUUUAUUAAUUCGUUACGAGAGUGUAAUUUUUCAGAGUCGAUUGAAACAAUGAAAGUGUUGGCAGUGAUAUUGGUCGCGUUGAGCGUUGCAUUAGCAGAAGAAGUGGCCGAGAAAAAAACCGAAAAACGAGGGAUUUUCGGAUCGGGUUACGGAUACGGCAGUGGAUAUGGCGGUGGAUACGGCACUGGAUACGGCACUGGAUAUAAUACAUAUGGCAAUGGCUUGUAUGGCAAUCAAGCAUACAAUCAAUAUGGCUAUGAUGGUACUAGCAGCCCAUACAGCUAUGGCUAUGGCCAAGGAUAUGGCCAAGGAUAUGGCCAAGGAUAUGGAAACUAUGGCGGUUACAAUCAAGGGCUUAACACAGCUUACGGAAGCGGUGGAUACACUUACAAUCGUCCAUUGAGCAACUUCGGCUAUCCUGGCUACUCAGGUACAUACAGCAAUUACAAUAGCUAUCCUGGUGCUUAUCAACAAAGCUAUGGAAGUGGAUACAAUAAUCGACAACAAUACAACAACUAUGAUGGCUACACCUCACCAUACAGAUACAAUAAUUAUUUGAGCAGUGGUUAUAACGGCUAUAAUAACAAUUAUGGCUACAACGGAUACACUGGCUACCCAAGUACCGGAGUCAUUGGAUUGCAACAGCCAUACACUCAGGGCUACAGCCAACGAUACAACUCUGAUGGAUAUGUUUAUUAAAACGAUCGGAAAAUCUUCGUUAAGAGCAAAACAGAAGAUCAGACGAUGCCCUCUCGAAAAAAAAAACCAACAAAAUAAAACAAGCAAACACCAACACUCACUCAUCGACUUGCAUACAAAGUCACCCUUUACUCGUUUUCCAUUCGAAAGCCAAAACUUUUCUCGAAGAUUGAUUCGUGUGAAUAAAUGUACUAUUCAUUGAUGAAUUAUACUCUAAUUGACAAUUCCCCAUUUUUUUCUAUUUAACAAAACCGAAAAUGUAUGAAUUUUUUUUUUUGGAAGCGCUUAAAUAAAAUCAUGAACCAAAAACCGAA